AUGAAAAUGAUACAUUUCUUCCCUCUCUUUUCACUUGCAGCUCUAACCAUAUCCAUCAUCUCCUCCAACGCUGCAUGGCCAGCAGCCACCGUUCCUGCGCCUGUAUCACCACCACUACCACCAGCCGCUCAAGAGUUCCUAGACUCUCACAACAAAGCAAGAGCCGAAGUCGGAGUUGCGCCACUCCAAUGGAGCGACAAGCUAGCGAAAGACACAAGCUUACUAGUCCGUUACCAGAGAAACAAAAUGGGAUGCGAUUUCGCGAACUUAACGACAAGCAAAUACGGCGGUAACCAGCUCUGGGCGGGUUCGGCGGCGGUGACGCCGAGCAAAGCGGUGGAGGAGUGGGUGAAGGAGAAAGAUUUCUACAUACAUGCAAACAACUCUUGCGUUGCGAACCAUGAGUGUGGUGUUUAUACGCAGGUUGUGUGGAAGAAUUCGGUGCAACUUGGGUGUUCACAAGCUACUUGUAGUGUUAAGGAGAAAGCUAGUUUGACGAUUUGUUUCUAUGAUCCACCGGGUAAUGUCAUAGGGGAGACUCCAUUUUGA
Molecule: messenger RNA, 549 nt
Organism: Vicia faba (fava bean)
Lineage: Eukaryota; Viridiplantae; Streptophyta; Magnoliopsida; Fabales; Fabaceae
Source: the annotation of a GenBank genome assembly